AGGAGGGGGUUGGGCAGGACGAGGAGGAGUUAGUGGUGCAGUAGGGGUUGGCAAUACUGGGGUAGGGCGAAGUGUAGGUGCUGGGAUAGCUGGAGGAUUAGGGGGUGGAGCAGCAGGAGGGGUAGGUGCUGGGGUGACAGGUGGAGGUGGUACUGGAGUAGGAAGAGGAGGAGGGGCCAGUUCUGGGGUAGGGCGUGGUGUAGGUGCUGGGGUGGCGACAGCAGGAGCCAGUCCCGGAGUAGGGCGUGGAAUAGGUGCUGGGAAGGCAGGAGACGCUAGUCCCAGAGGGGUACUGGGAGUAGGGACUGAUGGGACAAAAGGGGGACCUGGAUUGGCAUUAGGGGCAGGUAGUGAUAAUGUAAAAGGAGGAAAUGAAGCAGUAAAAGGAGGUGUUGGGGUAGGAGGUGGAGCAAGAGUAGGGAAUAUUGAGGCAGACAGUAAACAACAAGCCUCUGGUGGUGGUAGUGGUGGUGGUCAGACUGGCAAAGGUGCAGAAGAGUCAAAAUCCCCUGUUAAAGAAGACAAUGCAAAAACACCUAGUGUUGACACUCCCAAAAACCCUACUCAGAGUAAUUUCAGCAGCCAGGACUUUAAUAAAGACAAGGAUACAAACAUUAGUGGUGCAUCCAGCAUGGAUAUUGGACCUCCUGGUGCCAAUAACAACAGAUUUGGUGGACCGAAUCGAUUUGACAGCUCAAGAAACCAGUUUGAAGGAUCUCAGUUUCCUAUGGGCCCAGGCCAAGGGGGUCAAUAUGGCAUGCGUAACGAAGAGCCUGAUCAUAAUGUUGAAAGGCAAGGAAUGAAGAAAAAUUUUAGUUUCAUGGACUCUGAUAUGCGUACCCAAGGACCCAAUCAGAACCCUCAAUUUCCAGGUUUUCCCCACGGUCCGCCUCCAGACGAUCGUGGUUUUGGACGAGGUCCUCCCGGUUUUAAUUUCAACCAAGGACCAAGAGGUGGGCCCCGUUUCAAUCAAGGCCCACCUUUUGGCCCAGGGUUUAAUCAGGGACCCCCACGUGGACCUCCAAACCAAAACAGGCCAAUGUUGGAUCCUGGUGACAAUAGGAUGGGACCCCGUGAAAUGGAAAAUGUCGAGCCAUACGGGUUCACAUCACAGAGGAGGAGAGAGCCUUCUCCUAAUAGGCAAUCUUCUGAAAAUCAGUUUGGCUGCUUUCCACCUCGAGAUAAUACAGCCUGGACUCAAGAAAAUUCUGGCAUGGCCAAGAAUCAGCCUAUGCCCAACAGAUCUCUGGAUGGCAAAAUUGACAAAAUGGAGGUACCAUUAAAAGGAAGUGAAGAACCGAGUGCAAAGAUUCCAAGGAAAGAUGAUGAUAAAAAUGAGGCAGGGGUUGGUAAAUUAGAUGGACAACAAUGGCCCAAACAGGAUUCUGAUAGUUCAUCAAAUGAACAACGCAAUUUGAAAGAUGGACCGCAAGAUUUUCAAAACAACAAGAUGCCUAUGAAGAAUGAUAACUGGGGGCAGCUUGAUCCUGGGCAACCAUCUGGUGACCAAGGUCCAAACUUCAGAAAUCGUGGUCAACAACAGCCUUCACCAGGACCGCCUCAGUUUGAAAGACCUCCAUUUAAAGGCUCAUGGGGUCCACAGAUGCAAAGAAUGGGACCGGGGCCGGGAUUCAAUGUCAAUAUGCAAGCAGGAGGACCCCCUCCUCCACCUAGAAUGUUAAUAAAUAUACGGCCCGAAUUCAAUCCCCGUAUGUGUCCUCCAGGUGGUGGUGGUGGUGGUGUUGGUGGUGGUGGCACAGGGCCGCCAUACCGAGAGAUGAUGAUGCGUGAUGGAGGUGUGGGCCCUCCUUUUAGGGGUGACAAGGAAGGUGAACAGUUUAGCGAAGGCCCUGGUGAUAACAGACCAGAGGGCCGCAUGCCUCCUGAUUGCAGGCCUAAUUCUAUGGGGUUUCCUAAAAACCGUGAUGGAAACAUGGACUUCCCAGGUGCUGAUGAAAGGGAAAUGAUGACAAUGGGCUCUGCGAGAAGAGGACGUGGUGGCAUGAUGAUGGCCCAACGGGGCGGAUUUCCCGGGCGCCCUAACCUACAACAAAGAGAUUGUCAUGAUAUGAACUUUCCCAACAUGAACAGGGAUGAUGGAAAUUGUCGGCCUGACUCCCUUCGGAAUGAUGCUCCACCCUUUAACUGGUCCGGUGAACCAAGAAUGAGCUCAAAAAACCAACUGGACAGUUGGAUGAACAGAGAACGAGCACAGUGGGAAGAUAACAGAUGUGAUUUUGGCAAUAACAAUAAUAACAACAAUAAAAGUAACAACAGUAAUAAACCUUGGGGACAUCCUCAAGGCUCUCCUGCACCACCUGGAAGAGACAGAGACAUGGACCCUGCCUUUCAUAAAAUCUCUAACCCAGAUUUUUAUGAUCCCAUGAAUAGAGUGAAUAGGUUAGGAGAUAUGAACAACCGUCUUUAUAAUGCUGAUAGAUGUAACAGGCCCCCACCAGCAGCAAUGCCGCCUUCUAGAGACUUAAACCAUAACCGCUUUAAUUCAUCCUCCUCAGAUCAACAGUUUUGGAAUGAAAGAGAUCGGAACUUCCCACCCAAAGAAUUUGAUGUACAAAGAGGCAAUAGGCAUCCGAAUGAGAGAUUCCAUCGUGGUGACUUUCUCCCUCCGUAUGGAGAAACAAUUGAUUAUGCACAUCGACCUGCCAGAGAAAUGUUUGAACCUGAUUCAGAUCUGGCUAGGAACAAACCACCAGCUGUCUUUGACUAUGGUCACAAGCAUGCCAACUAUCUAGGACGACCAGAUCCAUCACGAGACAUGGAUUUUCAAGGGAACAAGAACUUACCUCCGGACCAUAUGAGGGGUGACCGAGGAAGGAUGUUCCCCGAAAAUGAGCACAGCCCUUUCCAAGGGAACUGGCUUCGCGAUGGUGACAGGCCGCGCAACUGCGAUAAGGAAGACAUGAUGCGGGAUAUGGAAAGGAUGCGCAACAGGGACAGAGACAUCGACCUCAGAGAUCGAGACUGCCGAGACCGAGAUCGUGGUCGUCCAAUUGGCCAUGAUAGCCGAGAACGAGAGCGACUCAGGGAGCGAGACAAGUUCCGUGAUGGCCAAGGCGAUAGGGAGGGCUAUUUGAGAGGACGGGAGCGCAUGGAUGAGGAAGAUAAGUGGGUUGACCGUAAGCACGAUGAUAGAAAGUAUGAUCGGGACUGCCGAGGAAGAUAUAACAGCCCAAACAGGGGUUAUCAUAAUACAGAACCCCCACACAUACGCGAUGCAUUCCCCAAAUCCCAGCUUCCCUCACAACCAGAAACGAAGGCUGAGGUUGUAUCUGCUGAUGACCUGUUGUGCAAGCCAGGACGAGACAAGCGCCCACAUCAAGUGGUGGUGAUAAUUAGAGGCUUACCAGGCUCAGGCAAAACUUAUGUUAGCAAGUUAAUCAGAGAUAAAGAGACUAAUAAUGGUGGACCAGCUCCCAGGAUGCUGUGUAUGGAUGACUACUUUAUGGUGGAAGUCGAGAAAGUUGAAAAAGAUUCAGAGUCGAACAAAAUGAUUAAAAAGAAGGUUCUGCAAUAUGAGUAUGAACCUGAUCUUGAAGAGACAUAUAGGCAGAGUAUUCUGAAAAGCUUCAAAAAGACAAUUGAUGACGGUUUCUUCCCAUUCAUAAUUUACGACAGUGUUAAUGAGAAAGUCAGGCAUUUUGAAGAGUUUUGGAGCUAUGCAAAAUCCAAGGGAUUUCAGGUUUAUGUAGCUACUGUUCACUCAGAUGUUUCAACAUGUGUAAAACGCAACAUACACGGACGCACAAAACAGGAUAUCAACAAGAUUCACAAGAACUGGGAGGAGACGCCAAAACACCAUAUACACUUAGAUAUUCGAUGUCUUCUUCAGGAUGCUGCUAUCCCAGAGGUUGAAAUGGAAGACACAUCAGAUGAGAAAACUAAAAAGGAUGCUACCCCACAAAAAGGAGAUGCUGAAGAGGAAGAUGAACCUAUAGGACCAGUGGGUUAUAUUAAAAGUAAAUGGGAAAUUGAUGUAGGCGACCAAACUGGACAAGUAAACGACCAAGUGCUGGAUAAACUUGAUGGAAUUCGAUUUGGUAAGCGCCGACGUUCAGCCUCUCCUAUAUUCAGCCUGGAUGACUAUCUUCAGCUGGACGGUUACAGAACAAGACAAACAAUACCAGGAAAAAAACGAGUACGAUGGGCCGAUAUGGAAGAACGUAAGCAACAACUGCGCCGCCGAGAACUGGGAUUUGUGGUUGGCCAGACUCAGCAUGACUGGGACAAAAUUACUGACGAUAGUUAUGCUGAUAGGGCCUUAAACCGCACCAAAUACAUCUAGAAGGUAACACUGCAACAUUUAAACAUUUUACAAUGAUUUCCAACAACACCACCAACAACAACAACAACAAUAAUAAAAAAACCUAAAAUAACAAAAAACAACGCAAUUCGCACCUAACACUUCCAGACACUUAUUUGUCUUCUGCAUAUUAAAAAUCAUCUCAUGUCUUUUUAAGAGGA
Messenger RNA from Octopus bimaculoides (California two-spot octopus), 4482 nucleotides. RefSeq lists its product as uncharacterized. Gene Ontology annotation, biological process: regulation of telomere maintenance. Gene Ontology annotation, cellular component: nucleus. Lineage: Eukaryota; Metazoa; Mollusca; Cephalopoda; Octopoda; Octopodidae. The record is from RefSeq and is a predicted model, not a curated record.